Messenger RNA from Peronospora belbahrii, 2997 nucleotides. Lineage: Eukaryota; Oomycota; Peronosporomycetes; Peronosporales; Peronosporaceae. The record is from the annotation of a GenBank genome assembly.
AUGACAGAGCGUCAAGCGAAUGACUUGACUGCUCGUAACCCACGAGUUCGUGUCACACGUGCAUUCUCACAGAUUGAAGAACCAGCAACAGUACAACAGUUACAGGAAAUGAUGCUUUCAACGUCUACAAAGACGUUGGAGAUACCGAGACUCGUGUCACCAACACGCGUCACGACAGAUGUUGCAAGAAUGGUGACGGAUCCACUUGUACCACCGACGUCACCGGCGUCGUUGUCACGACCUGUGGCUCAUUCAUCACCUGCACCGUGUACGAUUCUACGGAAACCAAGCAAUAGGGGCAAUAGUAGCGGCACGGGUAGUCCAGAAUCCACAGCAUGGACACUACCCGAUCGGUCUUCACGUAUCACCGAUAUUGGACAAGAGAACGUGACUAAUGGACAAUGCAACGUCAGUAUUGAUCGAGAAAACCAAGUCACAGGACACGAACGCAACGUCAAUAUGAAUCAUUCGAAACCAGUAGUAGAAUCACGACGAAACUCGAGUGAGUGGGCAGAAACAGCGGCGCGAUUGAGUCGACGAGUGCAGGAACUGGAGCUUGAGAAUUUCAGAUUGAAAAAUAGUAAUGAACCUCCAAAAACGUUUGCUAUUGGUGACAUGCGCACGUUAAGAGCAGCAAGAUCAGAUGUGGGGAAUGCAUUCUCUGACGUUAAGCAGCAACGAAGAGGAAGAUUGAAUAAGUCACAGAGUUGUGCUAAUGGGUUUGAAAUUACUGGACUGACGGUAGCUGAAGCUGCAGCAGCGUCCCAUCGCACACGCACAAGGCGCUUGGCGUCGGCUACUAAUGCUACUGAAGCUGCAGUUAAAUUGCGCUCGGGAUACUGGAACGGAACAAACAAUGUUAAAAGCAGUUUUAGCUGCAACAAUUUGUCAGAUCUGGAGCAGCCCGAGUUUUUGCUUGAGAAGUUACGCACGCCACCAUCUCUUGCCGUUGGUGCAUUCAGCACUGUUAGCGGUGGUAACACAACUGCCACGCCUAUGUCAGCCACAACAAGCGAGCAUGAAGCCUCCCACAAGAGCGACUCUUUUCAGUGCACGAGCUCCGAAAGCGAAGAUGACGCUGCUAGUACGACAACACAGCAUUUUGCAAUGCAGAAGUCACGGCAAACCUCAGCUGUCAUGGCCCAGCACAGCUCAUCGUCUGCCAAUUUGAGGCUGGAUGAUAGCUUUCAUGCGGCUGAUAAUCGUAUUACAUCACCACGUUCGUAUUUCGAGGCAGGACUACGGACCAGUAGCUUUUCAUUGGGCUCAAAGACAUCGUCAAGUUUGAAGUCAGAAAAACGAAAUAGUGUAGGAGACGUGCGCAUGUGGGUGGGCACAUGGAAUAUGGGUGCAGCAGAUCCGUUUGAUGACGGAAAGGGUAUCAUCGACGAGCAGCGCUCGGCAACAAUGCUGCAAAACUUCCUGCCGCACGGCUAUCAGCUCUAUGUGCUUGGAAUACAGGAGGGCGUGUCGGAAAACGUUUAUCACGCCGUGGAAGCGUAUUUGAACCGGAAUGAGCAGGGUACUCGCUACUAUCGCAUGGAGCUUAGAAACGGAAACUUUAUGGUGAAUCACAGGAAUCAAUCUUCUGACGCCGUAAUUGAUGCUGUACACGGUCGUGGCGACGGAGCCUUUGUUGGUACCAAAUUUACAGGCAUGGCUAUGUUCUACUGCGCCAACAUUGAGGACAAGAUCAAGCUCAUUCGAGCAGGUGCACACAAGUUUAAACUUACAAGCGGGUCAAAGGGUGGUGUAGCUGUGGCGCUUAUGAUCAACCACACGACUAUUGUUUUCGUGAACUGCCAUUUGGACGCGCGAAACGAUACAUACCGUCGCGAACAGAUUAGGAAUUUGAAUGCCAGUCUUGGUCGUAUAAUGGGUCAUUACAGCUUUGACCUUACCGAGCAGUUCCAUCAUGUGGUAUGGAUGGGAGAUCUGAACUACCGCAUUGUUUUUCUGGACCCACAGAUGGUCCUCCACAUGCUCGAAGAGGGCCGAAAUUUUGAGCUGCACGACAAGUUUGACGGUCUUUUGAACGACCGCCGCAACGGUGGAGUCUUUGAAGGCUUUACGGAGCCGCACAAGUUUCCAGACUUUUACCCGACGUACAAAAAGUUUCCCAAGCGUGGGAUUGUGAAUGAGAAGCUACCGUUGUGGCCAUCGCUUGUUUGGCGCGUGCUGUACAAAGAGCCAUUUUAUAAGGGCGGUAAGGUAAAAAAGCGCGUGCCUGGAUGGUGCGAUCGCAUCUUGAUUCACUCACUCCUUGUUGGCGACUCAAAGCUGAUUCCGGAAAGGGUGCUGGACCCGACAUCCCUCGAGGGCACUCCCCAAUUUAUUGACAACUAUCGUUCCGUAAACCAUGGCGACGGAAUGGACGUCAGCGACCACAGUCCUGUGUACGCCACCUUUGUGCUAGGUUUUCCGCGGCACGACAGUAAUGCAUUUACGUCAGAAUCUUCGCAAAAGCUCUCACACCGAAACUCGCGCUCCCUUUCCACGGUUAACAAUAGUGUCGGAGACAAAUAUUUGCACUCGGUGGGUGGCAGUUAUUUCGACCAAGCUCGCGUGGUUCGACAAAUGAAAGCACAGAAGCGUCCUGUUUCCACAGUAUUGCGCGUGUUUAACAUGGAGCUCAGUUGGAAUGAAAACGUGGUGGUGCCCAAGAAGACCCGAAUCGUUGCGCCAUUAGUCGGUGAGGAUGCAAAACAGUGUGAUGUUAUUGGUGAGCGUUGCCAAGGUUCGAGUGGUUUGAAUCUAUCACUUAAUGCAGUGCUUCAACACACUCGACCACUUGAGCAGCUACACAUGCUUGUAUGGGUGAAAAAUGAAUCAAUUAACGGCCACUGCACUCUCUCACUGAAGCGUAUUGCUCACCAGGAAGAGGGAGGUGAGGUCAAGUUUCGUGUACCACUCUACAACGAUUCCAUGCGAGUGCACCUUGACGGGCAUCCUUUGCUCGUAGUUUUCUCUGUACGAAGCAAAACAUUUGCCAAGUGA